Orycteropus afer afer is the source of this 436-nucleotide messenger RNA. RefSeq names its product histone H2B type 1-K. Lineage: Eukaryota; Metazoa; Chordata; Mammalia; Tubulidentata; Orycteropodidae. The record is from RefSeq and is a predicted model, not a curated record. Gene Ontology annotation, molecular function: structural constituent of chromatin; protein heterodimerization activity; DNA binding. Gene Ontology annotation, cellular component: nucleosome.
GUGAUCAUGCCUGAACCGGCCAAGUCAGCUCCAGCUCCCAAGAAGGGCUCCAAAAAGGCGGUGACCAAGGCGCAGAAGAAGGAUGGCAAGAAGCGAAAGCGCAGCCGCAAAGAGAGCUAUUCCGUGUACGUGUACAAGGUGUUGAAGCAGGUUCACCCUGACACCGGCAUCUCCUCCAAGGCCAUGGGCAUCAUGAACUCCUUCGUCAACGACAUUUUCGAGCGCAUAGCUGGUGAAGCCUCACGCCUGGCGCAUUACAACAAACGCUCGACCAUCACCUCCAGGGAGAUCCAAACAGCUGUGCGCCUGCUGCUGCCGGGGGAGCUGGCCAAGCACGCCGUGUCCGAGGGCACCAAGGCCGUAACCAAGUACACGAGCGCCAAGUAAAUUUACCAAGCAAACGCCUGUGCCUCGAACCCCAAAAGGCUCUUUUAAG